This is a messenger RNA of Epinephelus lanceolatus (giant grouper), 5369 nucleotides long. NCBI's taxonomy places the organism in Eukaryota, Metazoa, Chordata, Actinopteri, Perciformes, Serranidae. The record is from RefSeq and is a predicted model, not a curated record.
GUUCAAGUGUCGCAGUGUCCCGUUUGGUGGAGGCAGAGAGGAAGUUUGACUCUGCACUGCAGCCUGAGCGCUGCUGUUGCCCACAGGAAUACAACACAACAAUGGCGACUCCCAGUCCUGACAGCAACUCCACAAGCUCCAGCAACAGCAGCAGCAUAGUCGGAUCCACGUCGCACCAUUUUCACCCGCAGACACAGAGCAGCAGCAUGCAAGAAACCAACAGCUGCUGGAGAUGUCAAAAUGAAACAGGGUUUCAGAUAAGCCUGUCUGGAGUGCCCCAAAGUAAACGCAAAGCUCUGAAGCUGAAUUUCGCCAGCCCUCCAGUGAAACCAGCCUCUCGGCUUCCACUCCAUCCAACGGCUCCGUCUUUCCAGAACCCUCACAUAGAGCGCUUGCGUACACACAGUAUCGAGUCGUCAGGGAAGCUGAAGAUCUCUCCAGAGCAGCAUUGUGACUUCACUGCAGAGGAUCUAAGAGACCUCGGGGAGAUCGGUCGCGGGGCGUAUGGCUCCGUCAACAAGAUGGUCCACAAACCCACGGGCCAGAUCAUGGCUGUCAAGAGGAUUCGCUCCACUGUGGAUGAGAAGGAGCAGAAGCAGCUGCUGAUGGAUCUUGACGUGGUGAUGAGGAGUAGUGACUGUCCCUACAUUGUUCAGUUCUACGGCGCUCUCUUCAGAGAGGGGGACUGUUGGAUUUGUAUGGAACUUAUGGCUACCUCAUUAGACAAAUUCUACAAAUAUGUAUAUUGUGCAUUAGAUCACGUCAUUCCAGAGGAAAUAUUAGGCAAAAUAACAUUAGCGACCGUUAAAGCACUGAACCACUUAAAAGAAAACUUGAAAAUAAUUCACAGAGACAUCAAACCUUCCAACAUUCUAAUGGACCGAAAGGGUAAUAUCAAGCUGUGUGAUUUUGGCAUCAGCGGUCAGCUGGUGGACUCCAUAGCCAAGACCAGAGAUGCAGGCUGCAGGCCUUACAUGGCGGUAAGCGUCAAUCAUAAUCAGAGAUACAGGCAGACAUUCACAUAUCAGAUAACACCACAUAUGUUAUGUUGCUUCAUUUUUGAGACCCCACAGAAGUGUGUGCUAAGGGUUCAGUACCUGGUUGUUGUUGAAAUUUUUGCUCUGUUUCUGUCCAGCCUUACAAAGGAUGAAUCAAAAAGGCCAAAGUACAAGGAGCUUCUGAAACAUCCUUUCAUUCUGAUGUAUGAAGAGCGCUUCGUGGACGUCGCCAGUUAUGUAUGUCGCAUCCUGGAUCAGAUCCCCGCCUCUCCCAUCUCUCCCAUGUACGUGGACUGAUGGAGUUUGGCUGGGGGUUGGGGUGGGAUGGGUGGGGUGGGGUGUGGUGGGGGGUUCACCCAACAUGCAGUGGGAGGGACACUAAGCUUUGUGAUGCAACGCUUUGACAUCUUAGCCCUCAGAGUUACGUAGGAUCACCUGUUAAUUCACACGUUCCAAAGAACAAAGGAACUAAGUCCAAACAGCGUAAUGAGCAGAAUAUUGUUAACUCUUCCAGCUCCCAUCACCUCAUUAUAGUCAGUGAAAUCUAAAAUAUCAUCAGCCAUCUUCAGCCAGAGAAACUUGAAGACAUCGUCUUCGUAAAAUGCAAUGCAUCUUUUUAUGUGGGGGAAAAAGGAAUAGAGUAUAUACUUGAAGUCGUUGUACACAAAUACAGAAUCUACCAAAUAAAAUGUUGAACAGUGACACUCAUGACUUAUGAACAAAAAUAGCCAACUAUUGAAAUGUACAUUGUGGACUGUAUGUAUGCAUAUGUGUGUUCACCUCUGAAUUGUCGACAUGUACAGAUGUAUGCUGAUAGACCUACUGUCUAAACACACACACACUCUCUUUUCACACAGUUUGUUGUGGGCACCUUCACUCGUGGUAAAUGAAUGAGUAUGCAAAAGCGUUUCUCUCUGGAGAGCUCAUGGAUUCGGUAGCGUGGCUUUACUUCUGUCUUUUUUUCAAUAUGCAAUCUGUGAGAGUUUGUCUUGACACGUUUGGGACAUAUACAUUUCUCACAUCUAACGUUAGCCAGAGUUUGUACCUUUCAUGUGUUGUCAUUACGUCUGAGUCACAGAGCUAAACGUGGUUUCUUAAAAGAAAAAUCCUCAACUUAGAAGAUCAUGCAACAGAAGUAUCACACUUUAAAGUUAUUUGUAGAAUUGCUUUAUGCCUCUUGUGACCAUCUGGAUCAAACAGUAUUUCGUCUACUACACAGUGAUUUGACUGAAAAAAAAACCCAAUUUCAUUGUAUCCGAAAAACAAGCUAGUUCUCAUUCCCAAGUCAUCAAAUACUGAUGCUUCGAAAACCCAUCAGCAGCAAUACUUGGUGCUCAGAGCAACUGACGUAGUAUAAAGAGCAAGAAAGUCGGAACAAAACCUGACUUUCAUCUAGGAGAAAACAUUUUGUGUUUUGCAUGAAAUCAAAAGUUAGUGUUGUUUUUUCAUAGCAUAUCUUGUACCUAUGUCCUGUGCGAAACCACAACAACCACCUACAGUGGUAGCAACUGACGUCACCCACGUAACGCUAAUACGUUAUGCUACAUUACAAACAUAACAUGAUCUUUUUUCUAGACCUAUACAAAGUAGUGUUGCCUAAACUUAACCAUGACGGUUUCACAACAUUAAUCAUGUGCUACAGUGUUUUUCAGCUGUGCGUCACAUAAAGACUCUAAAGGGUGCCCUGUGCGUCACUAUGAGACGCAGAGGGCCGUGACAAAGCAUCUGUACUUGACUUACCAAAACUAAGAACUGCAGGAAGUGUUGCAGGUUUUUGCUUUUUCCUAGAGAUGGUCGAUUCCUCCUCAGACAAACAGAUGUUUAGCUCUGUCAUUCAAACACAAUUAUAAUUCAUAAGAUGCACAAACUGCAGCUAAUGCAAUGCUUCAUUGCCUGAUGUAAAGUUACUUUAGGACAUGAUAUAUGUCCACUGAUGUAAAUGUGUAUGUAUAUAGUACAUCUAAUCUGCUGUUCCUGGCAGGUUCUGCUUGACAGUUAAGGCUCAAAUCAAGCGGUUAGGAGACCUGGGUGCAGAAUCGAAGUGUGUCUGUAUGUUUCAGUUUGAGAAUGAGUCCUAAUGCUCCUCAGCAGCCUGCCAUAGCACUGUACAGUUAAACUGCUCAUCCACACUGAUCACAGAUGCACCAUGCUGCCAUAUAAAGGCAAACAGUAGUGACUACAGUUUUUAAAAGUCCUGGCAAGGGUUUCCUCUUGAGAAAAAAAAUGACAUCCGUAAAUGCUGCUAAAUGACAUAAUGUCCACUUCUGUACCAACCACACAACUGUCAGGAGAGGAGGAAGGUCUCUCCUCACAUGGUUACUGCUCUUUGACCCUUAAGGUCUUCAUGGACUCAGCAUGUUCCUCCGUGACUUGGCAUGUCUGUCUGGCUCGCACUGAUGAUAGAAUGUUUCCCACGCCAAACCAUGUAUUACACUUGGGUUGAUCUCUGUAGUCUUAGAAGCGUUCCCUUACCUGUUUUCCUCCACCGGCGCUGAUAUACCAGGACAGGCUAAGGGGAGGUUGCAGCUUGAGACUAUUGAGAUCCACCUGCCGCUGUUCCCUCUCAGAAAGCCAUACCUACCAGGUGGGGUCACUCCCCCACAGAGCGGAAGCUACUUAACCAAACUGUCCAUAUGGAUGGUGGUCCUUAAAACUGGGACACUGUAGAGACUUGUAAUGAAUUUAAUGGAUAAGGAUGGAAUUAUUUACAUUUUAUAUUUGUCAACAAAUCCCAUUAAUAUAAUAUUAAAUACUACCAGGCUUAUCUUUUAACCUAGCAAAAACUAGUCAUUUAAUUUUAUGUAACAGAGCUGAUACAGUAAUAACCCAGUACGUAUACAAUGAUUUAAAGGGACACUUCACCUGCCAAAGGAUGAUUUGUGUAUCGAUUGCUUCCUCUGUUACAGUGAAUUUGUGGAGAAAACUUAAUCUUGCAUGCCUCCACGGUUGAUGAAGAACCAUAAAAUGAAAUUCUCAAUGACUUGAAGUCAUAGGGAUCCACAUUUAGUAACAGCAAAACUAUCAAAACAUCCAUUUCCAAACUCACAUACAACUUGUGCAGUACAGUCCCAGUCUCAGGGGUUAGUUCAGGCCCCAGCAAGGUAAAAUGUCAAUGGAGUCUGGCUUUGAAGUGAGCAUAGAUAAGUUUCACUUUUAGCUCAGUUCCCCAUUGGAAAGGGACGUCUGUUUAGGAAGUACUGAGCAUACCACUGGAUAAAUGAGACUUGGAUUAUACUGCAUGAGUUAUGUGAGAGUUCGUGAACCCAUGUUUUUAUAUAGUUUUGCUGUUGUUAAAUGCAGACCCCUUUGACUUCAAUUCAUCAAGACUUUUCUCAGUUUAUGGACUCUUUUUACCGUAGAUGUGAGAAAUACUUUUUUUUUUUUUUUUAUAUGAAUUCAAUGAAACACGGGGUGAGUAAUGGAUAUACAAAUGAUCAUUUGGGGGGUGAAGUAUUUCCUCAAGUCAACAGCUGACUUUCUCAAGAUCUGCAGAAUUAUUACUAUUAGUGUAAAACUUUUAGCUUAUUGUGAAGAAAUUACAUUAAAGGAACUUGCUGAAAUGGCCACUCCAGCAAUUUUAGUAUUGUGUUUGUCUGCAAGAGACAGACUAAAAAAUUAUGGUCAAAAUUGAUUCAGCAAAGGCCUAGAUAUCCUCACCAAAAAAGAAUAAUCCUGUUGACAUCAUGGGGGUUAUUUUCUCAGACUUGACAAAGCUCCUCCAGAGCCACAAAUGAAGUUAUACAACUGUUUUCAGAGGCUGAAUAGUACUCCUGGUGACUAUAAAUUUGACACAGGUGUGAAAUUUGUUGGAGUUCCUGUAAUGUUUUAUCAAAAAUUCUAUGAUCUCUACAGAUGUCAGCCAUGUUGGCAAAUGGCCACCAUCGUUGUUGAGGAGUUUGGGGUUGCAUUAAAAGUAGAUUUGUUGAAUACUUGUGGCUUAUUUGAGAGGGUAAAACAUUACAACCAAGUUGGUGGAGAUGCAGUGUCCAGUCAUUAUUCUCUCUGUAGUAAAAAUGGAGAAUUCUGUCAGCUCUGCUCUCUCCAUUAUUCUGUGAUUUGAAAUGGUGCAAACCCUGAGAAAGCCCACAGUCUCAUCUGACUCAACAGACGGAGCCGUUACUGCAGUCUCCAGAUGUGUUCUUCUCUCAUGGGAUACAUUUCCACUGGUGAAUAUAAAUCUCCAGGGUACAUGUUGUAUAAAUUGCAAUUUACUAGAAUGUUCAUAUUAGAUUAUAAGAUAUUAAGGGCGAUGAAUAUUAUAUUGUAUCUUUAUCGAGGGUUACAAAUAAAGUUCCCAUGGAAAAUAUUGAAAACCUGUAUUGUGUGCUUCUUGUGAAUUGGACAUGAAUAAAAAGUAACUGCAGAAAUGAU